GUUGGCCCAGGCCAGUCUUGGCGCAGGGACGCGUAAUCCACGGCCAGGUUUGCCGCACCUCGUGAGGGAUGCCGCCGAAGAUGAAGAAGGCGAUGGCCGGGCUGGUGAUGGGCAAGGGAGCCCUCGCGGCGGCGAUCGCCGAGGCGACCGAGACCGACAAGAAGACGGCAGCCAAGGUUCUCGAGACGCUGGCGGCGAUCGCGACCCAGGAGGUGAAGAAGAACGCCAAGUUCACCAUCCCCGGGCUUGUCAUGAUCAAGACGCGCAAGAAGCCCGCGACCAAGGCCGGAAAGAGGGAGAUGUUCGGCAAGGUCUGCAUCGUGAAAGCCAAGCCGGCGAAGACUGUGGUCAAAGCGUUUGCGGCUAAGGCUCUCAAGGACGAGUUCUGAGAUGCCCGCCAGGAGCUUCACAGCAGUUCCUGCCCGUUGUGGUUGGCGAAGGUCAGCCUUCGUGGAGAAGUUGAUGGCCAGGUCGACCAAGAGCAAGUAGUGAUGGCUGUUGAGCGCUGCAUCCCGGCAUACUUGACAUGAUGAUACCAAUGGAACGCAAGAACCGUGACACAGAACGUGGUCAAUUUGUGCGAAACGAUCCGGCGUAAUAGGGUCUGUGUGCUUUGUCCCCAAGUCGCGGUAAGUUACCAACUUCUCAUUUGGGAGGUCAAAGAAAGUGUUGACAAUGACCAUGUCUGUUGCGAUACAACA
Molecule: messenger RNA, 701 nt
Organism: Prorocentrum cordatum
Lineage: Eukaryota; Dinophyceae; Prorocentrales; Prorocentraceae
Source: the annotation of a GenBank genome assembly